UACAUCGCCAUCAGAAAAUGUGCAAUAAAUUCAAACUGUUUUCAGUUGAAUUCCAGCACCACUAGGACGAAGGGGACGAAGUAUUUUUAACGUAGUGAUAACUUUUUACAUGCGAAACAAAAUGCCGAACUUUCAGCAGCAAUAUAAAGGAAGAAGAUUUGGUUUCGGUAAUACGGAAGAAAGUCGAUUAAUUCGUGCUGAGAAACGGGAGGAAUUACGUAAAGAACAGAGAGCCGGAGCUUUCAAUGUAAACAGAAAUAUUACAAAUUCCACAAAUGCAUCAGGGAGUACAGAAAUGCAAUUAACUGUGGGUGAAGAUCGCCUGACGAGGUUGAAGAGGUGGAAAGAAGAACGUGAGAGACGUAAAAAGAUUGAACAGAUUAAGAAAAAGCCACCUUUCAAAGUUGGGGUUGUCCAUCAUAAAAUAUAUUCUCCUGUAACCAGUGAUCAACCAGUAACAUCAAUUACAACUCAUGAAAAAGCACGCAAUCAAACUGCAGCAGCUGUACCAAAAAGAAUUACACGAGCAACUGAGAAACGGUUAAUGAGAAAAGCUGUUUCGAAAGAAACACCAAACCAAAUAACCAAAACUGUGAAGCCUUUAAACCAAGAAGAAAAAAAUAAGAAAAAGCAAAGGCAGUCUUUUGCACCUGUUGAUCAUAAAUUUAAAGCCCCAACCGGAUUACCAAAUAUACCACUAUUUGGCAGAGUAGCUAUACAAAGCAUGUCACCUUCUAAAGCAUGCGAAGUCUUUUCAUUGUCUACAAGUAUGCCAGAAACAAGUAGAAGAUGUAGUACCACAAAAUUUGUUGUAGAAGAUAUUGAUAAUGAAAAGCAUAGUGAAGAGGAAAAUGAAAAGGAUAAUGUAUCAGAAAAAGAUAGGGAGGAUUCAGAUGAUAGUUCUAUAGAACCAGUCUUAUUAAAAUUGUCUGAUGAUGAAACAUUUACCUGUCCUAAUAAAGAUAAUAGUCAUGAUAAUGACAAUGUCAAUAACUUAAUAGAAGAAAAUAAUAGUAUAUAUAAUAAUACUAUAGAAACACUUUCUCCUUCGAAGAACAAUUUAAUUGCAUCAACGCCAUAUGAUUCUGAGAAUGUACCAGUAUUUUUGCCAUAUGUAGUUUCUAGUCGUGGGAAAAUCAAUGCCAGAAAAGAAGAACAGAUAAGACGUGGAUUUAGUUUUAGUCAUUCCAGAGAUGAUGAUAUUCCUACAAAGGAUACUAUUAAAAAAUGUUUAAAUAUAUCUGUUGAAGAAGAAAAACGAACAGCUCAAUAUUUUCAAUUUCUUUUAAAUAGAGAAAUAGAUAGAUUAAAUGAAUUAUGCACAAAAUGGACAGAUAUCAAAGAGGAUGUUACAACUACUGAAGAUGGACAGUAUGAGAUUAAUCAAGCUAUCGGACAGACAAACCUGUUGAUAAGUAAGAAGUUUGAAAGAUUUCGUGGAUUAGUUGCUGACUGUGAAACAGGAAAGGGAGAAAUGUUAGUCACGUGUAAAGAUUUGCAAGGAUUUUGGGAUAUGAUGUACAUGGAAGUAAAAAAUUGUGAUACUAGAUUUGAGAAGUUAGAGAAACUUCGUUCUCGAAAUUGGGUAGAAGAACAAACUCCUGCCACUAAAAUUGUACCUAAAAAUAAAAGCAAAGUCACUACAAGAAAAAAACCAGUGACUACAAAACCAAGUUCAAUUAAAACCUUUUUGACAGAAAAGAGAAAGAAUCUUACACAGCAAGUAAAAAAUAAUGAUAAUAUGGAAAAAUCCAAAACCCUAAAUAACCAGGGUUCAAAUAUUAUUUCUCAAAGUAAUACAAAUAGUCCUAGUAUAAAAGAUAAAAUAAGAAGAUCUACUAUGUCUUUCCAAUCUACAAAAUCUACACCUAUUAAACAGAGUAAAACAAGAUUAAGUCUCCUGCAACAGACACAAUUACCUACAGUAUCAAAAUAUAUCACAACUCCAUUGACAAUGAUGAAAGUAAGUCAACUAGGAAAAACACCAGAUGUUCAGUUGGAUAGUACAAUAUCUUACAUUAAUUCUGAUCAAAAACCAAGAAAAAGUAUUUUGAAAACACCAAAUUUAAGCAGAAUUGCUUCUGCAAAAUCGACAAGUAAAGUUAAUUUUAAUGAUCACAACAUAGUCUUGAAUGAAGAACCAGUUGACGAAGAAACUCAAAUUAAAAUGGAUUUAGGUGCAGCAUUGGCCAGGAUAGAUAGCUUUAACUUUGAUAAUGCAGAUGAUGUAGUAGUCAAUGCGGAAAAGAAACUUAAUUUUGAUGAUGACAGUUCUGAAGCAUCUGAUGAUGUUACUCUACGCAAUUCUGUGCUAAUAAAAAUAACAGAUAAUACUCCAUUAAAGCACUCAAAUGGUAUUAUAUCAUCCCCAAGAAAACGUUUAGUAAGACAAAAUGCUAUAGACGAAGAUGACACGAAGUUAGAUGAAAUUAAUGUAACAUUGGAUAAAAAUGACAUAAAAUUAGAUAAAAGUGACAUGAAAUUGGAUACAAGUGACAUAAAAUUGGACAAAAGUGAUAUAAAUAUUGAUAAUAGUGACACAUUGUCAGCUGAAAAUAUUAUGUUGAAUGUUACUAUAGAUAAAGUUGUAGAUGAUACAAUUUCACAUGUACAGGAAGAUGUUACUAUACACGAUGAGAAAGAAAUAAAUAUGCAUAAUGAAAGCAUAAAAGUUUUAAGGAAUAGGGUUAUUACUGCAGUAGAUACACCUAAGUCUAGAAGAUCAUUAAAAAAACUAUCUGGUAUUCAACAAGAAUCCGAGCAGAAAGAAAAUAAAACUCCUGUGAUGAACACGAGAAGAAGAACUACUGUUAAAAUUAGUACUGCAAGUAAAGACGAGGAGGAUUUGGAGAAAUCUUUAAAUAAAGUAUCUUUAAAUGAAACCAGCGAAAAACGGAAAUCUCGCCGAAGUGUUAAAUUUUCUGAGAGUGAUGCUAGUGGUAGUGUUCCAAGCAAGUCGGCAUUACCGAUGACUCCUCAUAUUAGACGAAGCAAAGCAAAGUCUAGUGAAAAACAGAACGCAGAUCUUAUAUCGUGGGAAACACCAGAUAAACUUCCAGAUCGAGUUAGAAGAUCUCGAAGUAGAAAGUCAGAAUCACGAAUUUAAAUUUAAAAACUUACCUUAAACUUUUAGUUAUAAAAACAGUAUAAAGUUUGUAUAUAAUAUUUAUUAAAUGAAUUCUUUACAA
Messenger RNA from Megachile rotundata (alfalfa leafcutting bee), 3188 nucleotides. RefSeq lists its product as uncharacterized. Gene Ontology annotation, cellular component: nucleus; cytoplasm; spindle pole centrosome. Gene Ontology annotation, biological process: kinetochore assembly; mitotic spindle organization; centrosome localization. The record is from RefSeq and is a predicted model, not a curated record. Gene Ontology annotation, molecular function: microtubule binding. NCBI's taxonomy places the organism in Eukaryota, Metazoa, Arthropoda, Insecta, Hymenoptera, Megachilidae.